Molecule: messenger RNA, 3372 nt
Organism: Onychomys torridus (southern grasshopper mouse)
Lineage: Eukaryota; Metazoa; Chordata; Mammalia; Rodentia; Cricetidae
Gene: Lmo2
Product: LIM domain only 2
Exons: 4
Coding region: 368-1030 (220 amino acids)
Biological process (GO): positive regulation of transcription by RNA polymerase II
Cellular component (GO): nucleus
Molecular function (GO): transcription coactivator activity; DNA-binding transcription factor binding
Source: RefSeq, a predicted model, not a curated record
AUUGCUAAUCCCCAGGAGCCCCGUUAAAAAAAAAAAAUGGAAAAAAAGGGGAGGGGGCGGGCAGCUGUCUCUUUAAAUGUGAUUUCCUUCUAUUGUAUUUGAAUCGUGAUCAGGAAAAAGGAAAUGAAACCAGAGACAGAGGGAAGCUGAGCGAAAAUAGACCUUUGCGAGAGAGGAGGGAGCCCGGGGAGAGUCGCGCGGUCCGCUCCCCGCCCCCAGGCCGCCGCCCCCUCUCUGCCCUCGGCGCCCGGACCCCGGCGAAGGUGCGAGGGGUUCGGGGCGACCGGGCGGAGCCUGCGACUGCGCGCGAUCGGGACCGGGCGGCGGCGGCGGCGGCGGCGGCGGUGGUGACGGCAGCGGGACCGGGAUGGAAGGGAGCGCGGUGACUGUCCUUGAGCGUGGAGGGGCGAGCUCGCCGGCGGAGCGACCCAGCAAGAGGAGGCGCAGGAGCGGCGGCGCCCGAGCACCCGAGGGGGUCCGAGUCCAGGCAGCCGGCCAGACACGCGCCACAAAGGGAGCGCCCCCGCCACCCGGCACGCCGCCUCCCUCCCCAAUGUCCUCGGCCAUCGAAAGGAAGAGCCUGGACCCGUCUGAGGAACCAGUGGAUGAGGUGCUGCAGAUACCCCCAUCUCUGCUGACAUGUGGUGGCUGCCAGCAGAACAUAGGGGACCGCUACUUCCUGAAAGCCAUCGAUCAGUACUGGCAUGAGGAUUGCCUCAGCUGUGACCUCUGUGGGUGCCGGCUGGGAGAGGUGGGGCGGCGUCUUUACUACAAGCUGGGACGGAAGUUGUGCAGGAGAGACUAUCUCAGGCUUUUUGGUCAAGAUGGUCUCUGUGCUUCCUGUGACAAGAGGAUCCGUGCCUAUGAGAUGACAAUGCGGGUGAAGGACAAAGUGUACCACCUAGAGUGUUUCAAGUGUGCUGCCUGUCAGAAACAUUUCUGUGUCGGUGACAGAUACCUGCUUAUCAACUCCGACAUAGUGUGUGAACAAGACAUCUACGAGUGGACUAAGAUCAAUGGGAUGAUCUAAGCCAGAGUCCCCGGCACCUCUGGGGAGGCAUUCAGUGAAAACACUGUCUCAGUGGGGUCUUCAUGCUUAGGCACUUUGGGAACAUGAGGGUGGGUAAGGCAUUUCUUAGGAGAUUGUGGACUCUCCUUGGGCACUAAGACAUAGCAUCCACAUGACAUACUUCAAAGGCCAAGACUUCGGUGACAAAGGGAGCAGCCCUUAGAGAGAAUUUAUGGUCACAGACUCUCCAUAGGAACUGACAAGAUUAAUGGAGGAAAUAUUUGGGGACCAGCAUGUACUGUGCCAUCAUGACAGGACUUCCCAGAUAGGCAGUGCUGGGUAAAGAUUAGGUGUGACCGUGGUGUUUAUGGACUAGAGGUGUACUAUUAAUUUCUGCCUGGCUUUGGAACUACCCUGUUCUAGCCACUGUCCUUCACACUAGGGAAGGACAAGAGAGAAGAGUAGUCUCCUUUUUUUUUUCUUGGUCACCUUCCCAUGGCCUAAAGCUUUGGAGCCAGGGGAAACUGCAUGGAAAUACAUUUCAGUUGGGAAUGAAAUACACAUCUUUCAAUCAAACAAAUAUUUAAAGCAAUGUUGAUGAAUCACUGUUUUUAGACACCUUCAUUUUGAGGUGAGGCACCCCCACAGAUUGUUUCUAUAUAAAUGUAAAUCUUAAGAAGUCAAAGUUGUUCAACUAUUUUAUUAUCUUAGAUUAUAUCAAAGUAUUUGUUGUGUGUCAUUAAAAAGAAAAAAAAAAGACCUUGAUUCUGAAGACAAUAAAAAUGACAAGCUAAAAUGCAAUGUUAUUGAUGUGAAAUGAUUUACAAUUUGGACUAGUGGGGAAAUGGUUUGCUUUUUUCCUCUCAGAAAGGUGAAGCAAAUAAGCAAUUUAUUUCUAGGUCAAAUAAAAGCUUCCAUUUAUUGCAAGGGUUUAUAUGAGGUUUAUAUAGGUUUCUGUAUUACGGGCAAUUAUAUAACAGGCCAUCACAUAGCUCAGAGGGAUGUAGAAUAAUUAAGUUGUUAUUGUAAAUGUGCAUUUCACUCUGGCAUUGUGUGGAGUGAGUGGAAGGCAGCAAGAUCAUUGCCUUUGGGAGACUUGUAACCUAGAAAGCACACAAAUACAUAAAAUAGAUCCCCUUUGGGAGAGAAGGUAAUUACCUGGCUUGAAAUGUGGCGAAGAUGCUGAGCUUGACAUUUCUAUUUUCCAAGAUGUGUGUCUCAGGGUGUUUUAUGACAAGUGGUUAAGAGGACCUUACUUAGAGGAUUUAAGGCUGGUACCUUAGCUUGUAUGUUUGCCUGCGUCCCCCCAAUCUAGGGUGUGAUCUGACUUCAAGCGCCACCUGCUGGUCAUCUCUCAACCUACUCAUCCAAGGGUGUCCCAGGGAAUGACAGAUCUCUGAUAUACUUUCAAUUAUUUCAUAAAACCAUUGGCAAACACCAGUGAGUCUAGAUGUGUUUAAUUAUCAAGAUGUCAGAAACAUGCAGCUAAAGCUAUGUUUAAUUAACUUGAAAGUGCUCUAACGUCUCUGCCAUUGAAGCUUUUGUCUUUAAUUCUAGAGGAGGAAUCAUGAAGCGAUGUCUCUCUUGGCCUGUACAAUGCUCCAAGUGCUUGGGAGACCUGACUGCUCGAGGUGGCCUAUUUAAGACGAGUCCAAUUAUGUGGGAUCAUGGCCUAGAUGGCCAGCAGGUGCUCCUGGGGAGGGGACGUUUGCUCUAACUCUUCAGUUCCCAGGCUACAGUCUCUGAGCUGGGUUAUCCGCAUCACAGUGAACUUGCUGGAAAUAGGGGACCCAUCCCCAAACACACAGAAGCAGACACUCAGCAGGGGGCUGCCGGUCCUAGAACAGGCUCUGAGGGGCGAUUCUGACUCAUGCUCUGAAGUCUAAAAAUGGCUGUUUUACAUUGUCUCCCAGCUAGCAGGAUCAUUGCCCUCCAAAUUGUUAGUGUUCAGUAUGUGACAUGAAGGUUAACCACUGAGGAAUUCACACAUGUAGACAAACAUUGCUUAGCCAAGGUCCUGAAACUGAGAAUGCUCACUCUUCUCGUUCAGCUAACAGCUGCCUUGCUCUUCAUCUAACACCAAUCAAAUUCAGUCUAACAUUUUUGUAAAUCUGUGUUGUUCUGUUUAAUUAUAUCUAGUUGAAUAUGGCAGUGAGACUGUAAGAAUGGAGGAUUCGUAUCCAAAGACUAAAACAUAAGACAUUCCCACUUUAUACUCAAAGUGCUAAACACCGUAUCCGUGCCUGUAAAGUAAGGUGCAUCAAGAUGAGCUGAACCUCUAGUUAUAACCCAGGCUGGUUCUGAACUUGCAAUGUUUCUCCUUCUUACUCCUGAGUGCUAGUAUUGUAGACAUCCCACCACAC